Monopterus albus (swamp eel) is the source of this 2734-nucleotide messenger RNA. It is a transcript of the gene neurl1b, whose product is annotated as neuralized E3 ubiquitin protein ligase 1B. The coding region runs from base 328 to 2049 and encodes 573 amino acids. Gene Ontology annotation, biological process: ubiquitin-dependent endocytosis. Gene Ontology annotation, molecular function: ubiquitin protein ligase activity. The record is from RefSeq and is a predicted model, not a curated record. NCBI's taxonomy places the organism in Eukaryota, Metazoa, Chordata, Actinopteri, Synbranchiformes, Synbranchidae. The transcript is spliced from 6 exons. Gene Ontology annotation, cellular component: early endosome.
UAUUAGAUAAAUUAUUCAGAGGCUGUGUGAUGGUUUUGAGGGGAAUCUCUGCUUACUGUGUCUUUAAAGAGGGGAGCCUAUACUAAAGAAAGGAGGGGGCUGCUGUGCGCCAGUUGGAGGUGUCUGCCUGUCGCAGCGGCUUGGGGUUGACAUUAAGAAGAGCGUGUCCACGCUUCUGCGGGCAGAAACGGCGCAAUUUGACGGCACUGAUCCACAGAUCGAGCUGCUGACAGACAGAUGCUCGUCAGCCCGAGGAUACAUGGAUGGGCAGAGAAAUAUUACAGUCGGAAUUAACUUGUCAGCCGGUGCGAGGGAUUAUUGGAUAUAAUGGGGAACACGACACCUAAACCUUUAAUAGAUGCGACUCUGCAACCCCGCCCGGUGGCCAGCAGGCAGUACUACACCCUGCCUAACAGUGGAGCAGGUGUGGAGAGAACGUCUGCUCCUCCGGUCAACAUCAACAUGGAGUCCCCCCAUUUUCACCCACAUGCCAAAGGCAAGAAUAUCAGACUGGAUGGACAGCUUCGCCGUGCCACGCGCAAGAACAGCUUCUGUAAUGGUAUCACAUUCAGCCACCGGCCUGUACACCUCUACGAGAAGGUGCGCCUUCGUUUAUCUGGCGUGCAUACUGGCUGGAGCGGAGCUUUACGCUUCGGUUUCACCAGUCUGGACCCCAGUGAACUGGUUGCUACCGACAUCCCCAAGUAUGCUUGCCCAGACCUGGUGACACGACCUGGCUACUGGGCCAAAGCUCUACCUGAAAGACUAGCCUUGAAGGACAACAUGUUGUCAUUCUGGGCUGAUCGCCAUGGAAGAGUUUUCUACAGCAUCAAUGAUGGAGAGCCCAUCCUCUUCCAUUGUGGGCUCAGCAUCGGCUGUCCACUCUGGGCCAUCAUAGAUAUCUAUGGCAUCACUCAGGAAGUCACACUGCUCGAGAGCACAUUUGCUGAGAGUGUGGGAUCCAGCUGCCUGACUGCGGCCCGUUUGAGUGCCUAUCUCCCCCAGAGUAGCCAUGACUCAGCCAACUACAGCAACAACCAACUGGAGAACAACCAGGCUGCUGCUACCAAGAUGGCCAACCUCCAGCUCAGUAACUACACUCAGCUCAUUCCCUCCUGCUCCUCCACCUCUUUCUCCUCCACACCUUCCUCAUCUGUCUCAACUGGAUUCAGCAUCCCGAGGGUGGUUCGGGGCCUUCCUUCCCCACUGGAUAAUGACUUGCACUUUCACCCCGUCCGUGGAUCUGAUGUCAUACUCUCUGCAGACCGCUCAGUUGCCUGCAUCCACUUUCUGGACAGCAGCCGGACUCUGGUGUUCAGUGACCGGCCACUGCAUGCGAGUGAGACUUUGUAUGUUGAGGUCGGCCACCUGGGUCUGCCCUACUUUGGGGCACUGUUGUUUGGUUUAACAUCCUGUGACCCAGCUAGUCUACAUGCUGGGGACUUGCCAGCAGACCCAGAGGUUCUCCUAGACCGUAAAGAAUAUUGGGUGGUGCACCGGGGCUUUCCCAUGCCUUGCUCCGGAGACGUGCUCAGCUUCAGUUUGCUGCCUAGCGGAGAGGUGCACCAUGGGGUGAAUGGAGUGGGACGUGGCAGGCUACUCUGUGUGGACUCCUCUCAGGUCUUGUGGGCCUUUUUCACCCUGCAUGGGGCUGUCAACAGACUCAGGAUACUAGGAACACUGCAGUCCAGUCCUCCAUCCACAUCCCCCAGCACUUCUCAUAGCAGCAGCCCUGAUGACAGUGACUCAGACCUGGCAUUCAGUGUCAACAGAUCCUCCUCUGCCUCUGAAUCCUCUCUCGUGACUGCUCCCAGCUCCCCUCUCAGCCCCCCUGUUUCUCCCACUCUCACUGCCUCAGAGCUGCCCUCUGCUGGAAAGAACGGAGAGUGCACCAUUUGCUUCGACCAGGAGGUGGACACGGUCAUCUACACCUGCGGACACAUGUGUCUGUGUAAUGACUGUGGGCUGAGGCUGAAGAGACAGAUCAAUUCGUGCUGUCCAAUAUGCAGAAGGCCCAUCAAAGAUGUUAUCAAAACAUAUCGGCCAUGAUGGCAGACAUGUUUAAAUGGGUGCUGUGACUGGUGACUGCCGCUGCUAGACGCCACCUGUUUCCCCUUCUCAGGCUUUGUCGGAUACAGAUCUGGACCCAAACUGGAGAUUUAGCCACACCAGGAUAUAACUGUGCCUAUAUUUCCAUUUUGUAUGAUUAAAUCAUUUCUGGAGAUAGACUAGUCUCCUCAGACACAGGGCUCUGACUAAGCUGCGUUCAUGAGCUCCUAUAUUUUGGCUAAGAAAUCACAUGCUCCUGUUUUGCAUUUUCAUUGUGAUGUCUCCUAUGUCACAUGUAUUUGCCAAGUAGAAAAAAAACCCUGCUGUGAAUAUUUUGUCCUUACCUUCAGUGUCCUAGAUUUAUGUGUGCUUCAGCAGAAUACGCUGACUGUAGUCUACGACUUCUAGUGCCUUAGAUUUUUGUCACAUUGUGUGUCCAAGUAAUUAUGCUAACAAUCCUAGCCAUAUUUCCAAUGUACAACGGUUUGUGGUGAGAAUGACACAUAGAUAGAGAAUUUAUAAUAAGAGCAAUAAGAGGUGUAACUGUACAUGGAAAGAUGUAAGUAUAUGUAAAUGUUUUUAGUGAUGUGCUUUAAGAAAAGUUGGUUUGGAAAGUUCAAAAUGAAGAAAAUGGUUUUGCACAUUUAGAGACGAAUAAAACUCAACAAAGUGUGAUUAAAAUGUG